Penicillium crustosum is the source of this 1059-nucleotide messenger RNA. RefSeq names its product zinc-binding dehydrogenase. The transcript has 7 exons. The record is from RefSeq and is a predicted model, not a curated record. NCBI's taxonomy places the organism in Eukaryota, Fungi, Ascomycota, Eurotiomycetes, Eurotiales, Aspergillaceae. The coding region runs from base 1 to 1059 and encodes 352 amino acids.
AUGACAGUUUCUGCAAGCAUUAGCAUCCCGUCGUCUAUGUACGCGUGGAGGAAGCAUAAGGGAAACCCUGAGCCUGUGAGUAACGACAUAUUCACUAGGAGUAAGCGGAGGAUUCUUAGUGAAAUUACUAGCCUCUGGGGCGACCAUUCACUUCUCACGAGUGAAAAACAGCGCCCUUGGUUUCAAGAGAAAUACACCCUGGGUCAUGAAGGAUGUGCCGAGAUUGUACAGAUAGGCGACCAAGUGAAAGACGCCGGUUUCAGCGUGGGAGAUCGAAUCGCGACUAUCGCGGUUCCUGGCUGUGGAUCAGAGAACUGUGCGGAGUGCUCACGGGAUCUCGCUCAGCUAUGUGAGCAAGCCCAUCACGCCGGUAUUGGUCAGGACGGCUUUUAUGCACCAUAUGCAGCGCUAGAUCUGCGAGCAGUGGUUCAUGUCCCGGAAGGAAUUCCGUCAUCCGUGGCAGCAGUGGCAACGGAUGCCGUCAAAACGAGCUAUCACGCCAUCGUGAGACGCGCAGAGGUCAAGUCUAACGAGACAGUAUUUCUGUUUGGCCUUGGAGGCCUCGGGUUCAAUGCGUUGCAAAUUGUUCUGCAUAUCGGGGCUCGAGUUAUUGUUUCUGAUAUUCGACAAGAACGGCUGGAGGAAGCUGCACGGUGGGGUGUUCCUCGACAGGAUCUAGUACCAGCUGGGAAGUCAGUACAGGAUUUUGUGCGUGAAAAUGGGUUGCAGGGGAAGAUUGACACUACCCUGGAUUUUGUGGGAACGCACCAGACUUUCCAGGAUGCACAAAACAUUGUUCGAAGGGGAGGAAAGCUUCUCUGUGUUGGUACUAUCGACGAGGAAAACACAGUCGACAUGAAGAUUGGGAUCCAGAAAAGACUAAGCAUUAUCUUUACGUACGGCGGGCAAUGGAGAGAUCUGAAAGAAGUCCUGGAUUUGAUCUCGAAGGGAGUAAUUCAGCCGCAGGUUGAGACUGCUGGCUUGAGGGAAUUCCCCAAUAUCUUAAAGAAUGUUUGUGAUGGAAAGGUCAAAGCCCGGGUUGCCCUGCUGCAUGAGUAG